This is a messenger RNA of Mizuhopecten yessoensis (Yesso scallop), 2328 nucleotides long. RefSeq names its product haloacid dehalogenase-like hydrolase domain-containing 5. The transcript is spliced from 8 exons. Gene Ontology annotation, biological process: glycerophospholipid biosynthetic process. The record is from RefSeq and is a predicted model, not a curated record. The coding region runs from base 57 to 1346 and encodes 429 amino acids. Lineage: Eukaryota; Metazoa; Mollusca; Bivalvia; Pectinida; Pectinidae. Gene Ontology annotation, cellular component: mitochondrion.
AGGUGAAGGUCGAGGAGUCAUAAUGGCUUCAUUAUUUUGAGAGUAGGUAGAAGAGAAUGGCAUUUUCAACCACCACUCGUCGUAACUUAUUCAAAUGUAUGUGCCGAACGACAAAUAGGAAAACACUGACAACUCAGACUGACAUGUUAAAGUUUGGCUUCAUGUUUGAUAUUGAUGGUGUCAUUGUCCGUGGGAAGAAGUUAUUACCAUAUGUUAAAGAAGCAUUCCAGUUACUUACAGACAGAUACGGUAACUUCAGGGUCCCAGCUGUGUUUGUUACAAAUGCUGGGAACACCCUCCGUCAAGACAAAGCAGAACAGCUCUCCGAAUGGCUUGAUGUCAAGGUGAGUAGUGAUCAAGUUGUGAUGUCACACAGUCCUCUAAGGAUGUUUCCAGAGUUUCACGAUAAACAUGUACUGGUGUCCGGACAAGGUCCUGUGGUGGAGAUAGCACAGAAUCUGGGAUUCUCAAAAAUCACAACGAUAGACCAAAUACGUCAAGUUUUCCCUAACUUAGACAUGGUGGAUCACAAGAGAAGGAGAUCAUCUCCUAGAGAAGAAGACAUGAGAUUAUUUCCACCGGUAGAAGCGGUUAUUCUGUUCGGUGAACCAGUGAGAUGGGAGACCAAUCUACAGAUCAUCAUUGACGUUUUACUUACCAAUGGUAAACCCAUGUUUGCUCCUAGGGAGAUUCCAUACCCCCACCUACCUGUACUUGCCUGCAACAUGGAUCUACUAUGGAUGGCGGAGGCAUGCAUGCCCAGGUUUGGACAUGGCUGUUUCCUCACCUGUUUAGAACAUCUAUACAUGAAAAUUACUGGUCGGGAAUUAAAGUACACUGGAUUGAUAGGAAAACCAAGUGGAAUCACAUAUCACCAUGCCGACUCUAUACUUUGGCACCAGGCCAAGAGCCUGGGAAUACAUCAACUAGACACACUGUAUUGUAUAGGGGAUAAUCCGGAGACAGAUAUCUAUGGUGCUAACUUGUACAACAGAUAUAUAGAGCGACGACAGGAGGAACAAAGGUUAAAGGUCAAAGUGAAGAACACAGCAGGUGGAGUUGCACACCUACAGGACAUGGACACAGAUGACGACAUGGAAGGUCUGGUUCACUACUCGGAGGAUUCUGAAACAGGGCGACAUUUCGCGCGUAAUUGUCAUUCAAUUCUGGUGUGUACGGGUGUGUAUUGCUCCUCGCGGGAUUAUGUCACCUACGAUUCUAGCCAAUUGUCCAAUCACAAUCAUCGCGACUUUGUUCUUGAUCCAGAACUCAAACAACCCAAAAUUGUGACAGCAAACGUGCAUGAAGCUGUCAAAUUUGUGCUGCAGAAAGAGGGUUUGUCUUGAUCACUGCCUAACUAUAGGUCACUUUACGUCUGCUCUCCACUGAAACGUUAUCAAUGUUGCUUUUAAUGUGUGUAUUGUUAAUUCUUGUAAAAGAAAGUCGUGGGAGAUUUGUUAAAAUAAUGUUGAUUGUUUUGAUUUAAUAUUUUUUUUCAAUUUCAGUUACUUGAUCGUGGUUAUUCAAUAGGUUAUAUGUUAUGUCAUACUCUAACAAAGAAUUAAUUAUAAUUUUAUUGUUUGUACUUCUCUAGAUCUGUUUAAUUUGUAAAAAUAUUUUUUAUUUAUUACAAAUAUUGAGAUUCUGAGGAAUAUAUUUGUUACAGUAGGUCCAUUCGUUUAAGCUUGAUUGGAUUGCCCAGUUUAAACCAAUGACCAAUCAUGACUGAGAUGAACAGAAUGUUACAUGGUCCUAGUACAUAUUGACCUCUACCUUAAUCUUUGAGAGGGCCAAGUAUAAAAUAUAUGUUAUUAACUAGCCACUGAAUAACAUUUUAAAUAACUGCGUAAGCAAUUUAUUUGUUUUGUUUAUUUUUAUUUUACUGUUGAAAUUUGUCUCAUCCAACAAAGUGUGAAAGUUGCCAAGAAUAAGUGUACUGUUCAAAGUGUUUCAUGUAUUAGAGUUAUUCCCCUUUGUUGGAAAGGAUGCAGAAUAGUUUGACUGCUAAUGUAUUGUGAACAGAAAUAAAGAUGUCAUGAUAGAAUUUUUGUAUUCAAAGUAAUACAUACCUGGUAUACAUGCAGGAAGCAGAGAAAUAUAAUGCACUGACUACCCUACAUGAUACAAAUGUAUGUUUAGUGAAAGUGUAGUUAAAAACCUUGGGGGAACCAUUGAAUUAUUUUAUUAGGUAUAAUUUUUGACAAGUUUUUAAACUCAAGUGACAAUUCUUACCGGGGUACAUGAGUGUGUGACUUGGUGAUAAGGAAGAAUUCCCUGGAAGCAUAUUUGUGAUAAUUGUAUGAUACUGUACUGGGAAGGGUAAAGAUA